Messenger RNA from Mercenaria mercenaria, 1858 nucleotides. RefSeq lists its product as uncharacterized. The record is from RefSeq and is a predicted model, not a curated record. The coding region runs from base 183 to 1502 and encodes 439 amino acids. The transcript has 2 exons. NCBI's taxonomy places the organism in Eukaryota, Metazoa, Mollusca, Bivalvia, Venerida, Veneridae.
UGAUACUAGUAUUGUCUUCAGGACUUGCGUGCAUGUGUUUGGUUUUCGGACCCAAAACAGGGAUAUAAACUAGACUAACUUAGUUCACAUCUGAACAGAUCUCGUAAAUUGAUAUGCUAAAACAUGUGUAGAAGGUCUUCGCAGCAUCUUUAUCAAACUUUUUUUCUGACGAGAUUGUCGAAAUGAACUUUAAGAGAAGAAGGAUUUGCGCGAGGAUACAACGAAUAUUCGUUGUACUGUUUGUUUUGUAUUUUUGCUAUUUUACUUUGUUUAAAUGUACUUGGACACCGUUUCCGGUAGAACUGGCGCAAAAUAAAACAUGGUAUCCUGUUGGCCGGGCAAAGACAGCUUAUGUGUUUUCAGCAUAUCUGGAUGAAAGCAGACAUGUUGUUGUUGUGAUUGGGGCGAUGACUAAAGACCCGAUAACGUAUCUCUGUCAGUUAUGGAGUGCUGAUGCUGGGGGAAAUUCAAUGGAUAUGGACAGAAGUUAUCCAAGAGCAAUUUCACCGCCUGAACACCAUGACAAAAAAUAUGCCAUGACUUUGUUUGAAUGCCCAUUCAGAUCAGCGAGAUUUCCACAAUAUGUUUCUCUUAUAACAAAUACAUGUGAUACCCCACUCAACCUCAUUCGAAUUGACGAAACAAAGGUACAGAGCAACUACAGAAGAAAGUUCACAGUUUGCCUAUCUCCUUUAAAUUUUAUGUAUAGCAGAGCAUAUGAAUUAAUUGAGUGGAUAGAACUGAAUAGAAUUCUUGGCGCAGAGAAAUUUGUUGUAUACAAUUACAGUUCUGCUUCAAACGUCAAAGAAGUACUUGAUUACUACUCAAAACGAGGUUUCGUGGAAGUUAUACAAUGGCCGCUGCCAAUGGCUGUAGAUACAUAUCCUGCAACUGAAGUACGAGCAGAAAUCCAUUAUUUCGGACAGACAGCUGCUCUUCAUGACUGCUUAUACAGAAACAAGAGGGAAUCCGAAUUCAUAGUUAAUAUUGACUUAGAUGAAUUUAUUAUUCCACAUGGCAAUGAAACAACAAACUGGAAAGAAAUUGUACGAAAAGUGGACACAAACAAUGCAAAGGCCUUUGUUUUCAAAAAUACACAUUUUAGAAGAGACUUGAACCACAAACAUUCUAAACACUCGUGGAUGAAUGAUUAUCAAGAAACUAAAAGAUUUAAGCUGACAACGCUACAAACUUUUCAGCGCGAAGUGAAAGUUUAUAUCAAAGGUGUCAAGUCUAAGUAUAUGGUACGGACGGACGGACUCCUUUAUCUUAUGAUACACUUUGUUCCAGAAUUACCACUGAGUCAGGACAUAACAAUUUCGGAAGAAAUUGCACUUUUACACCAUUACAAGAAUUUCGAACAUGAUCCAGAAGUAUCAACUGAUAGUGUACCAGACUAUACCGUGUUAGAUAAAUAUGGAGACAAACUUAUUAGCAAUGUUGAAAGAGUUUGGGACGAAUUGUCUCGCGUGGAUAUGAAUAGUUUGCCCAUUAAGACAUGAAAAGUUGAAAAAUAAGAACACAUUUUACCCGUUUAAUUGUUCAUCGUUCACUUUUUGAACACAGCGAUUUUGUUUUAAAUAAACAAAUAUGUGCAAUUUGCUUCUUUCAACGACUUGUACCUGUAUUAAUGCUAUGAUUUUGUUCCUGUUCCCGUUCCGUACUGUACACUUUUAUUUAUCUACAAAUGUUUAGGCUUGCCUUUUUCUCACAGUUUUUCCGUUAGCAUUAUUUUUGUUUACUUUAUUUAUCAUUUGAUAAUUUAAGUCUAACUAAAAUAUGUAUAAAAUUACAUUUUGUAUUAGCAAAGGCUAUUGUCAUCUUUGAAUGCAAUAUUGACUUAAAUAUUUAAGAACCA